AAAAUAUCUAAGUAACGGAUCAAACUUGCGCUGUGUGUUUACAAGCGGCUAACACUUUCGUAUGGUAUUUUAAAUUUUGGAUCUUACCGUUGAGUUCGUUAAAAUAUCUAGAAGGUUAGAGAUUUGUUCAUAUUAGAAGUUACGACUUGAAUGUUGUGUUAUUAAAACCAUUGUUCUAUCUUUUGAAAUAAGACUCUGCUCUGGUAGAAAUGGAUUUGGAUCCUGUAGUAGAAAAACAUUACAAAGGCCAUAGUGGAACAAUCACGGGUUUAUCGUUCCAUCCAGAAAGUAAAAAAAUUGUGUCCAGCAGUGUUGAUAAAACUUUAAUGGUAUGGCAAAUAGCAGACUCAACAAGGGCAUAUAAAUUCCAUGCUCAUAAAGAUGAAGUUUUGGAUGUUGAUUAUGCUCCUUCUGGAGAAGUAUUUGCAAGUGCAUCUAAAGAUAGAACUGUGAGAAUAUGGGUGCCUAAGAUUAGAGGUGAAUCUCUUGACUUUAUAGCCCACCAAGGAGCUGUAAGAGCUGUGCAAUUUAGCCCGGAUGGACACAAGUUGAUAACAUGUUCCGAUGACAAAAAUAUUAAAUUAUGGAUGGUGUGUCAAAGGCGAUUUUUACAAUCAUUUCCAGGUCAUACUAAUUGGGUGAGACAAGUUAGAUUUUCUCCUGAUGGAAAGCUUCUUGUUUCAUGCAGUGAUGAUAAAACUCUAAGAAUAUGGGACCUUGCUAGCAAUAAAUGCAUCUCAACAUUUAAUGAAUUGAAAGCAUCAUAUCUUGAUGUGGGAUUCCAUCCUCUUGGGGUGUCUAUUGGAGCAGCAACAACAGAUGGUUCAGUAAAAAUUUUUGACAUGAAAACAGGCUUUUUACAACAAUGUUAUGAUGCCCACGAGGAUGCAGUAAAUAAAAUCAAAUUUCAUCCCAAUGGCAAAUUUAUAUUAACAGCUUCUAAAGAUGGUUCGAUGAAAAUCUUAGAUUUGCUAGAAGGUAGACCAAUAUAUACUCUAAAGGGUCACAAUAGUAAUGUUACAACAGUAACAUUUUCACAAGAUGGAGAUUAUUUUGCUUCUGGCAGCGUUGACCGUCAAUUGUUUGUGUGGAAAUCCAACUUUCACAAAGGAAAUAACUGUUGAAUCUUCCGACAUGGAUACAUUAGAAUCCACUUGCGAAAAAAGUAUAUACCAUGACUGCUUUAAUACUUUUAAUGUGACUGACGGCACUGUUAUAUCUGCACUUGAAAAUUCAUGGAAGGACUAUGAAACUAAAACUACUAUACAACAAAAAAUUGAAUUUUUCAAUCAGCAAAUUAAUGAAAUAGACAAAAAAGUUGCUGAUCUAGAGCAUACAUAUGUAUCUCAACUUACUUAAUUGUGCAUAAUAUUUAUUACAUUUAUUUUUCGUAACAUAUUGUACAAUAAUUUAUCAGUCGUAGAAUUAUUAGUUAAAAAAAU
Molecule: messenger RNA, 1442 nt
Organism: Trichogramma pretiosum
Lineage: Eukaryota; Metazoa; Arthropoda; Insecta; Hymenoptera; Trichogrammatidae
Gene: Poc1
Product: POC1 centriolar protein homolog A
Exons: 6
Coding region: 210-1124 (304 amino acids)
Biological process (GO): cilium assembly
Cellular component (GO): centriole; ciliary basal body
Molecular function (GO): protein binding
Source: RefSeq, a predicted model, not a curated record